AUGCCUGUCUCCAACUUCCAGGCGCCCUUGCUACCGCCAGACCACCCCCAUAGCCAAUUGCGCGCGGCCAACCAGACAGAGAACGACCCCCUCAACCCGCCGUCGCCUCGCAAGUCGCAGGACGCCAAAUCGAGCCCCAAGAAGAGCCUGCACAAGAAGACGCUCAGCUCCGUAUCGCUGCGGUCACUGGCGAAGAAGGAGGACAAGUCCGCUCACAAGAAAUCGUUCGACGCGCGGCGAGCGCAGGAGGAGAUUGAGGCAGGCGAGAAGCCCAAGAAGACGAAGUCGUCGACCAAUCUGGCUGCCAUGUUCGGCAAGGGCAGGAGAGACAAGUCACCCGUCAAGGAGAGCAGAGACAAGGAAAACACCACACCACCCCGCACCUCCUAUGCACAGGCCCCACCGCGCACUCCCAUUUGGGCCGAGUUCAGCUCCCAGCAGGAAGUCACCACCACGAGCAAAGUCCCUCUGAACGACCAGCGCCGGAGCGUCGAGGACGAGAUCGCCCUCUACACACCGCAAGACUACUCGCCCACCAAACAGCGCAACUUCUUCGAGACUGGCCAGCCCUCGCUCCGACCUACCCAGAAGGAGCGACCCAAGUCCAUGUUUGUUCCCAAGUCGACUUCCACGGCAUCGUUACUCGAGACCUUCUCGCGCAAGCGGAGCAACGAGCGUGUUCCUCUGUCCGACACCAAGGGCAACGAGGGACGCACCAGAGAGAGCUCUCCUACCAAGCCGCCGAGACCCAUACUCAGUAGAGCGAGUACCGACACUGGCAGCAAGGACUACAGCCUCAAGGAUAUGGCACCUCCGCCAAGUCCUACAAAGAAGCAGAACCGAGUCAUGGCCGCCGUCGCUGCCUUUAACGGAAAGUCCAAGCAAGCUGAGAGUGCCCCGGCUUCUGCCAAACCUGAUCCUAAGGUGGUAGACGCCGAGUUCGAGGAGGUUCUGGAAUCCCGAAAUAUCCCCGCCCACCAGCGUGCGCAGAUGCGGACACUGAAGCUAGAGGUCAAGGCCGACUUUGUUCGAAUGCACAAGCUUGACAUUCCACAAACCUCGAAGACAAACUCUGCACAUUCUUCCAUUGGAGAGAACACCAAGCAGGUACCACAGAAGUCAUCCAAGUCUCGACACGGAUCUGCUGUUGAAGAUGCAGAGGAUGAGGCGCAAGACAAGUCAGCAAACUCAACUAAGCGUGAGCGUCCAAGGAGCCGAACCUUUACCUUCAACAGGAGUGACUCUCCUACAAAGAAGCAGAAGGGCGGCGAGUUGGGCGAACGAAAGACGUCGUCAAAGCCAGCUCCUAUCCCCAAAUCUCCCUCUAUGAGAUCUCUGAGGUCUAACGCUUCUGACCGAUCUGUGUCCAACGGAGCCAAAUCUGUCAAGGCCGACGAGUUCAUCUCCUACAUGAAGAAGACCCCCAAGCCACAGAACGUCGAGGUCGGCAAGCUGCACAAACUCCGCUUGUUGAUCCGUAACGAAACUGUCGACUGGGUUGACAACUUCAUCCAGGACGGUGGUAUGACUGAGCUAGUCGCACUCCUCCACCGGAUCAUGGAGGUUGAGUGGCGCGAAGACCACGAAGACACUCUUCUUCACGAACUCCUCCGCUGUCUCAAGGGACUCUGCACGACUGCUACCGCUCUCAAGCAGCUUAACGAGAUCUCAUCGACACUGUACCCAGCCUUGCUGGCUAUGCUUUUCGACGAAGAGCACAAAGGUCCGAGCGAGUUUACUACGCGUGAACUCAUUAUCGAGAUCAUCUUCGCUCACAUCUCCAUGGCACCAGAGGCUGAACUGGAGACUCGCGCUACCGAGUUGAUGAAGUAUCUCAAGGAUCCAGUCAAGGAGAAGCAGGCAUCCACUGUUCCGUUCAUUCUACAGAUGCACCAACCACGACCCUACCAAGUAUGGUGCAAAGAGAUGUCCAACGUCACCAAGGAGGUUUUCUGGAUCUUCAUCCAUCACCUCAACGUCAUCCCUGUUCCACCCAAGCCGACAGGAGACAGGUCUUACGCUAAGACUCACUUCCCCGGUCAACGCGCCAUUGUGCCCGCAGCUCCCUACGUUGGUGGUGUAGAAUGGGAUGCGACCAACUACCUCGCCACACACAUUGAUCUCCUCAACGGCAUCAUAGCUUCACUCCCCACCCGCUCAGCACGUAACGAAUUCCGCCAGGAACUCAAAGUCUCCGGCUUCGAGAAGCUGAUGGGUCACCUCCGAGCCUGCAACCCCAAGUACUAUGGCGCUGUUCACGACAGCGUCAAGGUCUGGAUCGGCGCUGCACUUGAAGACGAUUGGGACGUCAAGACUGUGCGUAUGGGCUCUGACGGCAACGUGAGCCCAGCCAAGCAAAGCCCCAAGAAGAAGACCGAGCCUCCGCCACAACUCCAGGCACCACCUAAGAUGGAUGUCGGCCUUGGUCUCGGAUUGGGCUUUGAGAGGGAGAUUGCGAUCGGCAGCAAGAGUAUCGUGGAUGACGAUUGGAUCUAA
This is a messenger RNA of Alternaria postmessia, 2496 nucleotides long. RefSeq lists its product as uncharacterized. Lineage: Eukaryota; Fungi; Ascomycota; Dothideomycetes; Pleosporales; Pleosporaceae. The record is from RefSeq and is a predicted model, not a curated record. Gene Ontology annotation, biological process: actin cytoskeleton organization. The transcript has 2 exons. Gene Ontology annotation, molecular function: small GTPase binding; actin binding. The coding region runs from base 1 to 2496 and encodes 831 amino acids.